This is a messenger RNA of Daldinia decipiens, 1467 nucleotides long. Its product is annotated as HCP-like protein. The record is from RefSeq and is a predicted model, not a curated record. The coding region runs from base 164 to 1315 and encodes 383 amino acids. The transcript is spliced from 3 exons. Gene Ontology annotation, molecular function: protein binding. NCBI's taxonomy places the organism in Eukaryota, Fungi, Ascomycota, Sordariomycetes, Xylariales, Hypoxylaceae.
UCGUAGAUUACAACUAUUACAACUAGAUCGCCGUGUUUAUAUAUACCUAUAUAACUAUACAACUUUUCUUUGGUCUAACUAUACCCCUUAAGAAGAAGCAAAAGGAAAAGCAAAAGGAAAAGAAAGAAAAAGAAAAAACUAAAAGCGUUAAAUCAGGUAAGCCAUGGGGAUACGCGAUCUUAUCAAAAAGAAAGAUCAACUAGAUGGUGGUGGUCAAGGCGGCGGCGUAGAUCGCGAAACUUUAGAUAGACUCGCCGGGCCCGAGUUUACCUUCAUACGGUCCGACACGAGCACUCAAGAGAUCAUUCAUCCUCCGAGUUACUCCAAGGCAUAUAACGGCAAUAACAAUUACCUAGCAGCCAAAGAGGCCGCGACGUCCCCUUCGAAGACGCGCCGUAGUCUUGACGUCUUCAGGCCGCGAUCGCGGGGCAGCAGCACAUCCUCGGUCCAGAACGACGGCUCCUCGCGCAACCAACCCAGCGGCCACCAUCGCAUAACACAGCGUCUGCACCUGUCUAAAGCUCCGCCUACGUCCGACUACGUGCCCGAAAAUCUACCGCAAAUCAACGUCUUGGCCGAAGUUGGAUCGGGUGGCGGCCAAGGAGGAGUCGGAGGGGCGGGUAUAGACAAGGACGCAUACGAGGGACAAUGGGAGAAGAGAGCGACGAUACUAGCCGAAGCGAACGAGAGAGGGCAGCGCCGGAGCAGCAGAUCGCCUGGUGUCGUGUCGCCGUCUCGGUCGCCAUCUCCUUCGCCCUCGGCAGAAUUGGCUGGAUUGCGGCUGCGUGAUGACGGAGGAAACGGAAACGGAUACAAGACGGACGGCGUGGUCUCGUCAAAGGUGAUAGACGACAACAUUCAGGAAGCCAUCCGAUUGCACGAGGAUGGGCAGCUCGACCAGUCUACGCAGCUGUUUGGACGUCUGGCCGAUCCCCAGGGCGCGAAUAACCCCCUAAGUCAGGUUCUUUACGGUCUUGCUCUAAGGCACGGCUGGGGUUGCGAUCCAGAUCCCGAACGAGCUAUCACCUACCUAUCGGCGGCAGCGUCGAAUGCGGCAGCGGUCGAGAGCAUGGCGCUACAGGCGGGCCUAAAGAAAGGAGGUGCCGCUAAGGGAGAACUCGUCCUGGCUAUCUUCGAAUUGGCGAAUUGCUUCCGCCACGGCUGGGGCAUACCGCGAGAUCCAGUCGCUGCUAAGCAGUACUACGAGACAGCGGCCAACCUUGGAGAUACUGGUGAGUGGUUCGACGUCGUCGAAGGCAGGCAAUGCCGUUGCCGUUGCCGUUGCUUGAACGGACUUGGUGAUGGGAUAGGCUGACAAGGGCAUGUUCCUCGGUGUACGCAGAUGCCAUGAAUGAAGUCGCCUGGUGCUAUCUGGAGGGUUUCGGAUGCAAGAAAGACAAGGUACGUUAGGCGCGAAGCUAGGUCUCCUCGCUGUCUAUCUAUUACCUCUCUUCGCUACGUAUCACU